Molecule: messenger RNA, 771 nt
Organism: Cylindrotheca closterium
Lineage: Eukaryota; Bacillariophyta; Bacillariophyceae; Bacillariales; Bacillariaceae
Source: the annotation of a GenBank genome assembly
AUGAAGCUUUCUGCCACCCUAAUUCUUGCCUCAAUGGCCGUUGGUACCCAGGCCUUUGUGCAGCCAUCGUCCAGCUUCUCUACCACUUCUGCCCUUCGCAUGUCCGAAGAGCCAGGUGCUCCCGCUGAAGAAGAGAUCGCUGCUGCCGUCGUGGAAGAAACCCCAGCCGCUUCUUCUUUCGCCACUGAACCCCUGCUUCCUACCAUGUCCAAGGCCAUUCCAUACUUGCAGCGUCCCGCUGCCUUGGAUGGAUCUUUGGCCGGUGAUGUCGGCUUUGAUCCCAUUGGAUUUUCCAAGACCAAGGCGGACUUGAUGAACUACCGUGAAGCCGAGAUCAAGCAUGCUCGUUUGGCCAUGUUGGCUGCCGCUGGAUGGCCACUAUCGGAACUCUUCGAUGCCAAGAUCGCUUCCACCUUGGGAUUGAGCCCUGUCGUCGAUGCCACUGACCGUGCUCCUUCGAUCCUCAACGGAGGAUUGGGCAAGAUUUCUCCCAUCUACUGGUUGGUUUGCAUCAUCGGUGCCGGUGCCAUCGAUCUUGCAGGAAUUGCUGCCAAGAACAAGUCCAAGGGAGAUUGGCUUCCAGGUGACUAUGGAUUUGAUCCUCUUGGCUUGUAUCCUAAGGAUGCCGCUGGUCAAGAACGAAUGCAAUUGACCGAAAUCAAGAAUGGCCGAUUGGCAAUGAUUGCUAUUACUGCCUUUGCCGUUCAAGAGGCUGUCUCUCACGUCGGUGUUGUCGACGAGACUCCUUUCUUCUUCCAGCCACCAUUCUAA